Messenger RNA from Pistacia vera, 588 nucleotides. RefSeq names its product secreted RxLR effector protein 161-like. The coding region runs from base 1 to 588 and encodes 195 amino acids. NCBI's taxonomy places the organism in Eukaryota, Viridiplantae, Streptophyta, Magnoliopsida, Sapindales, Anacardiaceae. The transcript has a single exon. The record is from RefSeq and is a predicted model, not a curated record.
AUGGCAGGAUCUAAAACUGUGAAUGUACCCUUGGUUGGACAUUUUAUGUUAAGUAAAUCACAAUGCCCUAAAGAUGAUGUUGAUUUAAUCAAAAUGGAAAAUAUCCCUUAUGCAAAUGUAGUUGGGUCAGCAAUGUAUGCCAUGAUUAGCACCAGACCAGACCUUUCUUUUGCAAUUUCCCUCUUAAGUAGAUUUAUGUCAAAUCCUGGUUUUGACCAUUGGCUUGCUCUUAAAUGGCUUCUUAGAUACAUUAAUAGUUCUGUGCAUGUUGGCUUAGAAUAUGGAAAAAGAUAUGACUCAGUUGAUCUUGUAGGAUUUGUAGAUUCUGACUUUGCAGGUGACAAAGAUUCAAGGAAAUCAACCACUGCAUACAUGUUCACCUUGGGUGGAAACUGUGUGAGCUGGAAGUCCCAACUUCAGCCAAUUGUUGCUCUAUCCACAACUGAGGUAGAGUAUGUGGCUAUGACAGAUGUUUUCAAAGAAGCUCUCUGGCUUCAAGGACUAUUGUCAGAAGUUAAACUACUGGGAACAAAAGUAGUGUCUCCAACCAAGUUCAAGCACUGGUUGAACCUGCUGCAUGUUGAGUAA